AGCCUCAGCUCCGCAGUAACACCGCCGCCCCGGGUUCCGCGGGAGACGAGGGCGCAGACUCGUCCUACACGGUUUCCAACUGGCAGCGCGGUUUUAGCGUCUCCCUGGAUUUGGGUUUGUCGGAUUGCUUCUUCAUGCCCAGCUCUGGGUCAUCUCGACAGGACUAACGCACAAGGGAUGGCACAGUGUUCUCGCCCGUGACGCCGUUUGAAUCAGCACCGCAAACCUCCAACGUCAGUGCUACCUACCUGGCCCAGGCGUCAGUCAUACCGCGCUCCCGCCACCACCAAGAUGGCCGCCGUGCGGCGCCACCAAGAUGGCUACCGAGGCUCCGCCCUGAAGGGUGCGGCCGGGCAGCUGGCAGCCAAUGGGCGCGCGCGCCUGUCCGCGGCCAAUGGGAAGGAAACGCGGGCCAGAAGCCGAGAGACGUCGCCCGUGGCUCGUUCGCGACAUGUCGGCCUCCCAGGCGCGGGGCGCUGCCUCGGACCCGGGGCACGGGGGCUGCAGGCGGGCCUGGGUCGAGCUGCUGGCGGGAAGGGUCAAGAGGCAGAAAUUGGGUCCCGAAGGUGAGCAGAAGGUCAGGGAGUCGGCUCUGCGCCUCCUGAGGGGCCACCUAAACCUGGGUGACCUUGUGCUGGAGGUAGAAGGUCCUCCCGGUAAACAGCUGUGUCUCAACCGGUUGAUUGAUUAUGAUGGUCCUGGGGCCCACAUUGACCUUUCCAGUUCAUUGAUAGGCUCUGCUUUGCGCGACCAAGCCGCGCAGCUGGGUGUUCCAGCGGCCGUCCUGUGCAGCCAGGUGGUGGCCUCUGGCCUCGUGCGGGUCUGUGAGGCAGAUGCGGUGCCCCCUCCCAAGGUGCUGCUGACACCGGACCAGAGGAAGAAACUGUCUUCCUUGUUUGAGGUCGCGCAGAAUUUAUUAGCACAAAGCAUGUUCUCCCGUCUUUCCUUCUGUCAGGAAUUAUGGAAAGUACAGAAUUCUUUGCUGCUUGAAGCUGUGUGGCGCCUUCAUGUUCAAAACAUUGUAAGCCUCCAAGAGCUGCUGGAAAGCCAUGCCGACUCUCAGGCCGUGGUGGCCUGGCUCUCCAGGGACCUGCGCCUGCUGUGUGAGCAGACAGAGGCACCCUGUCAGCACGCCGACGUCGCCAGGGCUAUGCUUGCUGAUUUUGUGCAAAUGCUUGUUUCGAGGGGAUUCCAGAAGAACGCGGAUGUGAGAGGAACCGUGGACCCGGAGCGGAUGUCCCAGGUGGCCGUCGCUGUUCUCGAGAGGAUGCUGGCUUCCGCGCUCGAAGCUUUGGCGGCCGGGAUACAGGAGGGGUCCGCAGCACACAAGGCAGUGAGCUGCUGGUUCGGUGUGUUCAGUGGACACAUGUAUGGAAGUAUAAUUUCAACCGAGUCUCCAAAGAGGUUCUUCUGUCACACUCUGACCCAGAUCCUCACCCACAAGCCUGUGCUGAAAGUUUCCGACGCCGUUCAGAUGCAGAGAGAGUGGAGCUUUGCAAGGACCCCGCCUCUGCUCAGUGGCCUGUACCGUAGGCUCUUCGUGGUCCUGAGCCCAGAGGAGCUGGUGGGCCACUUGCACGAGGCUCUGGAGACACAGGAGGUGAACUGGCAGCACGUGCUGUCCUGCGUGUCCACACUGGUGAUCUGCUUGCCAGACGCACAGCAGCUCGUUGAUGGUUGGGUGUCGCGUUUGCUGACUCAUGCGUUCGAGAGCUGUGACCUGGACAGCAUGGUCUUGGCGUUCCUGGUUGCACGGCAGGCUGCGCUGGAGGGCCCAGCUGCCUUCCCGUCCUAUGCCGCCUGGUUCCAGGCCACCUUCGGGAGCGCAAGGGGCUUCCACGGCUCCAGCAAGAAGGCGCUGGUCUUCCUCUUCAAGUUCCUGUCUGACCUCGUGCCCUUCGAGGCCCCCCGGUACCUGCAGGUGCACAUCCUCCACCCGCCACUGGUUCCCAGCAAGUACCGCAGCCUCCUCACCGACUACGUGGCGCUGGCCAGGACGCGCCUGGCCGACCUCAAGGUUUCUGUAGAAAACAUGGGGCUCUAUGAGGAUUUGUCUUCAGCUGGGGACGUCACGGAGCCCCGCUGCCAAGCGGCCCAGGAUGUUGAGAAGGCCAUCAUGGUGUUUGAACACACGGGGAAGAUUCCCGCCGCCGUCCUGGAGGCCAGCAUAUUCCGGAGGUCCUACUACCUGUCCCACUUUCUCCCCGCCCUGCUCACGCCGCGAGUGGUCAGUACACGUCGCCGUGAACGUGGGGCUGGGUCGGCAGAGAGCGGGGUCCCUGCUGGCGUCUCACCCAAGUCCUGUCUUCCCUCUCAGCUCCCGAGGAUCCCUGAUUCCCGGGCCGCUCUCAUAGAGUCCCUGAGGAGAGCAGAUAAAAUUCCCCCCUCCUUAUACUCCACCUACCGCCAAGCCUGCUCCACUGUCGGAGAGAAGAAGCCAGAAGAUGCAGCCUCGCAAAGGGAGGUGGAGCCCAGCUGUAAGGAGGAGCCGCUGGGUCUGCUCACAACUGCCCUGCGAGAGCUCAGGGCCUCAGUGACAGAUCCCACCCAGCGUGAUGCGUUGUUGGCUCAGAUGGCAGUGAUCUCUGAACAGCUCCGCUCCGCCCUGGGCCUCGGCGAGGAUGACAGCGACUUCGAGGGGGCCCCGGUUCAGCUCAGCGUCCGGUCCCCCAAGCUGCAGCCGUGGGAGCAGAGGGUCGUGGACCUCCUGCUGACGUCUUUCUGUCAGAACCUCAUGGCGGCCUCCAGCGUUGCCCCACCAGACAGGCAGGGCCCCUGGGCCGCCCACUUCGUGAGGACCCUGUGCAGACGCAGGCUCCUGCCGGCUCUGCUCAGCCGGCUCUGCCAACUGCUCCAUCACCAGGGCCCGAGCCUGAGUGCCUCACAUGUGGUGGGGUUGGCUGCCCUGGCCGUCCACCUCGGCGAGUCCAGGUCUGCCCUCCCGGAGGUGCAUGUGGGCCCUCCCACCCCUGCCAGGGGCCUGCCCGUCCCCGAGCUCUUCGACAUCCUCCUGCCCUGUAGGACCCAGGAGUCCUCAGCCCUGUGUCUGAAAUUUUGUACAGCGGCAAUUUCUUAUUCUUUGUGUAAGUUUUCUUCCCAGUCACGUGACAUGUCGUACAGCUGUUUGUCUCCAGGCCUUAUAAAAAAGUUCCAGUUCAUGGUGUUCAGAUGGUUCUCAGAGGCCCGAGACCCUCCCUCUUGGGAAGACCCGGCCAGCUCUCCCUGGCGGCCCCUGUGCCUGCCCUCCGUGGACUGGCAGCGAGCCGCUCUCUGCCUGUGGAAGCAGAGGACCUUGCGGGAACUGCUGAAGCAGGAGGGACUCCAUUUGACUUACAGAGACUGGUUACAGCUGGAACUAGAAAUUCAGCCUGAAGUUGAUUCUCUUUCAGAUACAGAAAGGCAGGACUUCCACCAGUGGGCCAUCCACCAGCACUUCCUCCCCGCGCCCUCUGCCACCGGGGGCUGCGAUGGAGACCUGGAAGUCGCCUGUGCCACGCUUGUCGACGUGCUCAUGGACUUCUGCCAAAGUUCAAGGAGUUAUGGUCACUCAGAGAAUUCUGACUUGGUUCUUGGCGGCUGCACAGGAAAUCGUGAUAUUUUUUCCAGAUUGCAGGAGAUGGCUGCUGGCCUGGAGCAGGGCCCAGCGCGCCUCGGCCAUGCUGCUCCCCGGGGCCACUUCCUCUUUGGAGUUUUCUGCAGACGCCUCCAGGCCCUGGCUCGAGGGUGGGACGUGGCCAGCCGCCUGCAGCGACAGCAGGAGCUGCUCAUGUGCAAACGCAUCCUCCUCGGCCUGCCCCCCUCCGUGCUUGUCGGCAGCCCCCGCUUGGAGCAGCUGGCCGCCCCUGACUGCGAUGACUUCUUCCACUUGGUCAACUCGGAGCUGAGAAACUUCUCCCACGACGGCGCCCUGACCCACGACAUCACGGCCCACUUCUUCAGGGGGCUCCUCAACGCCUGUUUACGAAGCAGAGACCCCUCCCUGGCAGCCGACCUGACCCUGACUGCCUGCCAGACCCAGUGCCCCUUGCUUCUGACCUCUGCUCUGCUGUGGUGGCCGCACCUGGAGCCCGAGCUUCACCGCCGCUGGAGGAGAUGCUCUCAGAGCCCGCUGCCUGCAGAGCUGCGGAGGCUGCAGGAGGCCCGGCACUUUGCCGGGAGCGUCCUCUCCCCCCUUGCGGCACCCCCCACACCUGGCCCGGCCUGGCUCUGCGCGGCUGCCCUGCACUUUAUGAUUCGACAGGCCGGGAAGGAGAGCAUCCGGCGGGAGCUGGGGCAGCUGGACGGCCAAGGAGAGGAGCUGUUGGUUUUCCUGUUUUUUUUUUCCUUGAUGGGCCUGCUCUCUUCACAUCUGACCCCACAGGCCGCUGGCUCCCUGAAGCCUCUGGACGUCUGUGCUGAGGUCCUGGGGUGUCUGCAGAGGAAGAGGAUUUCCUGGCUGCCGCUCUUUCAGUUGACGGAGACGGAUGCCGGCCUGGGGCGCACCCUCCUCCGCCUGGCCCCCGACCACCAGGUCAGGCUGCUGCCGGUCGCCUUCUACAGCCUCCUGUCCUACUUUGACGAGGACGCCCUCCUCCAGGAAGACGCCUUCCUGCACGUUGCUGUUAACAUGUACCUGAAGCUCGUGGGCCUCUUCGUGGCUGGGGAGACUGGCGCGGUUUGGACUCUGGCCCACAGUGGGGACCUCCAGGCCCAGGGCGACCCCGUAAGCCUGAUUACAAACGCUCGUCUUUUUCUGCUGCAGUCGAUACCUCGGUGCCCGAAAAGGAGCUUCUCAGACGUGGCAGAGCUGCUGGGUGCGAGUGCGGACUGUGACCCGGAAGUGCGUGCCGCCCUCCUCAGCAGGCAGCAGGCCAUGCUGGACCCUGACCUCUACCAGGAGCCCCGACUCUUCUGACAGGAUCUGUGCAGGGCAUAGCCCAACUCCUCGGCCGAUUUCCUUGAGCACAAAUUUUUAGAGGAAGCCACAUCAGCAAGGUUGCAUAGAUGACUGAUGACAGCUGCUGCUGCUCUAAGACCCACCGCCCCGCUGGGCCCUCUGCGGGGCACCCACUGCAAAGGCAAUCUUAACGCUCUUGAACAGAACUUGAACCGUCACGCCCCACGCCAGUGGUUCCACUGCAGGCCGUGCCAGUGGGGCAGCUGCCACACGCUUCCCGCCCCACGUCACUGCACGUCCCACUGCUCAUCUACCAGUACCUGAACCAGCCUCCCAGGCAGGCUCCUCCCUCACUAGGGGCAACCGUCCCCAUAGCACACAUCUAGCCUCUUUUGUGUUAAAAACAAAAACUGCUUGUGGUCACGACCACUGGCAUCCAGACUGAGAACAGCUUGACCCAACCCAAGAGAAUUACUGUGUUUGUUAGAGACACAGACAAGAACACUUGGAGCAAAAAAACACAAGGAAAACUGUUUCGCUGUGGAACCAACAAGUAAAUGUGCGCCAACAAUUAAACGGUCAACUCUGA
Aethalodelphis obliquidens (Pacific white-sided dolphin) is the source of this 5465-nucleotide messenger RNA. It is a transcript of the gene FANCA, whose product is annotated as FA complementation group A. Gene Ontology annotation, biological process: interstrand cross-link repair; regulation of regulatory T cell differentiation. Bases 368 to 4894 code for a protein of 1508 amino acids. Lineage: Eukaryota; Metazoa; Chordata; Mammalia; Artiodactyla; Delphinidae. The transcript has 43 exons. The record is from RefSeq and is a predicted model, not a curated record. Gene Ontology annotation, cellular component: Fanconi anaemia nuclear complex.